GUUGGGGUCAACGUACAGAGUGUCCAACUGUGGCUCAUCAGAUAUGUCAGGCAAAAUUCAGCAGUGCUUCAAAGUAUAAUCAACUCUCCGUCAAAGAAACAGAUUCUAAAAGUUGAAACGUCACAGACCAAUCAAAGACAAUGGCAAAAGAAAAGAAAAAAGCAGACAAAAAGGCAGAUAAAUCUGCCCGGACUCCUUCUCCUCUGUCUGAACAAGCAGAUGCAGCCAAAGAUUCCGCAUCAAAGGAGCCAUCUCCUCCCCAAGAGGAUGAAGCCCUUUUAAGCAAAGACGAGAAGCCAGAUGAAAUGCAAAUGGAGGCCCCUCAAUAUUAUGAAGAGCCCAUUCUCACCAAACUGAUUGUUUUAAGCUACGAGGGUGAAACAAUUCGUGGACUUUAUGAGGGAGAAGGUGUGGCCCACUUUGAGGGAGGAAGCACGUACAGAGGUAUGUUUUCAGAAGGACUCAUGCAUGGACAAGGGACUUAUAUCUGGCAGGAUGGAUUAAAAUAUGAGGGAGACUUUGUUAAGAAUAUACCUAUGUAUCAUGGUACAUACACAUGGCCUGAUGGUAGCACCUAUGAAGGAGAAGUGACUAAUGGAGUAAGACAUGGAUUUGGUAUGUUCAAAUGCAGCACCCUACCAAUAUCUUACAUUGGCCAAUGGUGUCAUGGCAAGAGGCAUGGAAAGGGCUCCAUUUAUUACAACCAAGAUGGCACUUCAUGGUAUGAGGGAGAUUGGGUCUACAAUAUCAAAAGAGGAUGGGGCAUAAGAUGUUACACAUCUGGAAAUAUUUAUGAAGGACAGUGGGAAGACAACUUGCGCCAUGGUGAGGGAAGGAUGAGGUGGCUGACAACCAAUGAAGAGUAUACUGGUCAAUGGGUAAAGGGCAUCCAGAAUGGAUUUGGAACACACACUUGGUUUCUAAAAAGAAUCCCUGGCUCUCAGUAUCCUUUGAGAAAUGAAUAUGUAGGAAAUUUUGUAAAUGGGGAUCGUCAUGGUCGUGGGAAGUUUUUCUAUGCUAGUGGCGCACUGUAUGAUGGAGAAUGGGUUUUCAAUAAGAAGCAUGGUUUUGGCAGGUUAACAUUCAAAAAUGGACGCAUUUAUGAAGGACAAUUUGUCAAUGACCACAUAGCAGAACUUCCAUUGUUUGAUAUCGAAGCAGAAAGUAACUUGGACAAUCCCAAUGCUUCCCCAGAAAUUGCAUUUAGUGCAGAGGUUAUCAGAAAACUUGAUGGCAGCGAAAGCAAUUCUAUUUUAGGAUCAAGCAUUGAACUUGAUUUGACUUUGUUGUUAGACAUGUACCCUCCAGCAGAAAGACCUGAAGAAAAGAAACAGGUAGAAUUUGCUAUUUUGAGAAAUAUUACAGAAUUAAGAAGAGUCUAUAGUUUUUACAGCAGCCUAGGAUGUGAUCAUUCUCUUGAUAAUACUUUCCUGAUGACAAAGCUUCAGUUCUGGAGACUUUUGAAGGAUUGCAAACUUCAUCACUGUAAAAUAACUCUUGCUGAUAUGGACAGGGUAUUAAGUGAUAAUAAUAAUAUUUCAAUUGAAGAAAUACACUCCCCAUUUACCACUUUACUACUGAGAACGUUUUUGAAUUACCUGUUACAACUAGCGUACCACAUUUAUCACAAAGAUUACCAAAAUAGAAGUCCAUCCCUCUUCAUGUGUUUUUCAAGAAUGAUGACUGAUAAUAUUACUCCCAAUGCCUGUCAGAUAAAAGGCAAUUUCUUCUGUGACCCACAGCGGACUAUCUAUGCAAUGAAUUAUAUAGAUAAAUGCUGGGAGAUUUAUUUAGUUUACUGUAGACCAAACCCUAAUCCCCCUCAGGAGCUAACGAUGAAGGCUAGACAUUUUCUCUGGAUGUUAAAGGAUUUUAAAAUACUAAGUAAAGAUUUAACAGCAACCAAAUUUGUGGAAAUCAUAGCAGAGGAUAAUCCUUACAUGCAUGAUGGAAUCGAUAGCAACUUUGAACUCGAGCUGGUUUUUCUAGAAUUCUUUGAAGCUCUGUUAGGCUGUGCACUUUAUUGCGAUACAUCGCAAAUAGAGAAGCAACAAGGAGGUCAUCUAAUUGAUGAUUUUACUGCAGUCAAAUAUGUCAGUACACAUCAGAAUGUUUCAACCAGGAGCAUGAGUGCUUUAACCAGUUAUGACUCUGAUAUCGUUCACUUUGUUAGUGCAAAGUCUUCUUCAAGCAAGUUAGGACUGCCACCAGUAGAAAUGAACAAAAUGAGGAAACCUGAGACAAAAUCCAAGGAGUCUGUAAGUGAUGAAAAGGGUUCUAAAUUGACGCCUAAACCCAUGGGAAAAGGUAUAUCACUUUUUUUAGCACAACUGGAAAAAUUUGAAAAGGCCAAAAAUGGAAGAAAAGAAAAGAUCAACAUAUGGAUCAAUCACAUAUACUUCUUUUUUGUGAACAUCUUGUUUCAAGCAUAUAAACAUGAAGAAAUCAUAAAAGAAAAAGUAAAGGAAAACAAGAUACGGUAUGAAGAACUAGCUGAGAAGAAAAAAAUUGAAGAUGAGGAAGUGGAAGCAAGGCUUAAUGUCUUACAAGAGGAAGAGGCCAAAAGACAAGAUAAUGAGACAGAAGUAAUUAAAACUACAGUUAAAGAGCCAGUGGUAGAAGAUACACCUCAUUUUACACCAAGUCCACCUAAAGAAGAGGCAGUUAAGGUUCCUGUACCCAAGAAAAAGAAAAAGUAAAAUGAUGUUUGGUGAUUUACUCUUUCAGCAAGGCAAGUAGAUGUGACAAGAAAUUUGGAA
Messenger RNA from Gracilinanus agilis (Agile Gracile Mouse Opossum), 2759 nucleotides. Its product is annotated as radial spoke head 10 homolog B2-like. NCBI's taxonomy places the organism in Eukaryota, Metazoa, Chordata, Mammalia, Didelphimorphia, Didelphidae. The transcript has 20 exons. The record is from RefSeq and is a predicted model, not a curated record. Bases 141 to 2699 code for a protein of 852 amino acids.